AUGGAGACAGAUAGACGGACAGAGACAGAGAGACAGACAGAGAGAGAAGGAGACAGACACAGACAGAGAGACAGAAGCAGAGAGAAACAGAGGGAGCAGCAAAGGUGGAGACAGCUAUCGGCGGAGGAGAAGAGAAGCUUUCAGUCGCGGGCGCGGGAGGCCAACGAAGCGUGGAAGAAGCAGCAGCUGGAGCAGGAGCUGCAGCAGCAGCAGCAGCAGCAGCAGCAACAGCAGCAGCAGCAGCAGCAGCGGUCACAGCAGCAGACGCCACCAAACAGCUCCAAACAGAACGCACAUCUUCAUACCCCGCUGCCGCCGAGUAUACAGCAGCAGCAGCAGCAGCAGCAAGCCCAAGCGCAGAAGCAGCAGAAGCAGCAGCAGCCAGUUGCUGCACCGCAACAAGUCCAGGCAGCAAGGGGGCAGCCGCAGCAGCAGCACCGCCUGCCGCCGCAGCAGCAACUGCAGCAGCAGCAGCUGCAGCACCAGCAGGCCUCGGCAGCCCUGCAGCAGACGCCUCAGGCAAUGCCCCCGGCCUUCCGACAUGCCCAGCAGCAACAGCCGCAGCAGCAGCAGCAGCAGCAGCAGCAGCAGUGGCUGCUGCACUUCUGCUGCAGCAGCUGCUGCUGCGCCUGGGCUGUGUGGUGGCCCUGCUGCAAUGCUUGCCCCGCUGCAGCAGCAUCCACGACAGCAGCAGAUGCAGCAGCAGAUGCAGCAGCAGAUGCAGCAGCAGCCCCGCUGCAGCAGCAUCCACGACAGCAGCAGAUGCAGCAGCAGAUGCAGCAGCAGAUGCAGCAGCAGAUGCAGCAGCAGAUGCUGCUGCCGCAGCAGAUGCAGCCCCACAACAUGCUCAACCCAGACAUGGGCUGGCAGCAGCCGCAGCACGCGCUGCAGCGGCCUCCAGCCUAUCGGCAGCAUCCAGGCCAGAUGCAGCAGGUGAUGCAGCAGCAGCAGCAGCAGCAGCAGCAGCAUGCAGUGCCGCGUCCCCUGAAUGUAUCGAGCUCGCCGCCUGCUGCUGCUGCAGCUUUUGCUGCUGCACCGAGGCAGCUGGACACAGAGGUGGAGCACAAGGGUGGCGUGCCAUCUGCUGCAGUUCAGCACCAGCCCUACUUUGCUUCACCGCAGCAGCAGCAGCAGCAGCAGCAUCACCAGCAGCAGCAACCGCAGCAGCACCUAGGCGUCCCUCUGGGGGGCCCCCAUCGAUGGCCAGAAGCUGAUGCUGCUGCGCCUCCGCCGGGGCCCCCCGCCUUCUCCUACGCUGAGGUGCCAGCAGCUGCUGCGACCGAGAACGAAGCCGGUAGCAGCAGCAGCAGCAGCAGCAGCAACAGCAGCAGCAGCAACAGUAGUAGUGGUGGUGGCGGUGGCGGGGCAGAUGGAGAGGAUAAGUGUAUGGCUGAAAUCGCUGCUGCUGCUGUCGCUGCAGCUAGCGAAGCAGCAGCAGCAGCAGCAGCUGCUGCUGCUGCUGCGAAAGAACUCUUGCGGGCCGUUCCUGAUGAAGAUGACGCCGCUUGGGAGCUGCAGCAGCAGCAGCACGAAGAGACAGUGCAGCAGCAGCAGGAAGAAAUUGCCCAGCUGCGUCAGCAGCAGGCGCGCAUGCAUCUCGAAGCAGAGAAGGAACUUAACAGCAGCAGCAAGAGCAGCAGCAAGAGCAGCAGCAAGCAGCACCGCCGUCUCCGUCUUGCUGCUGCAGCAGCCACGGACCCAGCAGCAGCAAGCAGGUCUUCUAAAGGAGCUCAACGCCAUAGCGUCAGCAGCAGCGGGAGGAGCAGCAGCGUAGAUACAGUCGAGACCAUCAGCAGCAGCAGCAGCAGCGAGAGCAGCAGCAGCAGCAGCGAGAGCAGCAGCAGCAGCAGCAGCACAAGCGAUGAAUCCGAAGAGUCAGCGGGGCAGGAGGGGCCGCAGAAGCGCAACGGGGAGCAGCAACACAGCAGCGCGAGGAAGGGGACGAAGGAGCUGUGGCAGCAGCCGCGACAACCGCAACGCUGA
This is a messenger RNA of Eimeria mitis, 1983 nucleotides long. RefSeq lists its product as uncharacterized. The record is from RefSeq and is a predicted model, not a curated record. Lineage: Eukaryota; Apicomplexa; Conoidasida; Eucoccidiorida; Eimeriidae.